AUGGGGGACGGCCCAGAUGCAGCCGAGAAGUCACACUUUUUAGAAGUUUGCUAUUCUUUCUUGGAGUAUGGCACUGAUGCCUUCUAUGACCUGGGUCGGAUGCAGGACACUAUUCAAAGCUUGGAUAAAGACGACCAGGCCAUGUGGAAAGUGCCGCCACUUCCCUGGUAUUCAGAGAUUCAGCGUCGAGUGCAAGUGAAUCUCGACUUCCUGAGGUGCGAUCCACAUUGCGCCAGUUUGUUCGAGAUUGGGCCAAAGAAGGGCAAGCUGAACGAGCAGCCAGCUAUACGCAAGGGCCCAGUUCCUGCGAUUCUUUGCCCUGGCUGUGGCCUUGCGCGGCUGCCCUUUGACCUGGUGCGUUUGGGCUAUGCCGCCCAGGGGAAUGAGUUUUCCUACCACAUGCUACUCGGCACCCAUCUGAUCCUCAAUCGCAGCGAGAAAGCGGAGUGCUUCAACAUCUUCCCCUUUGUGCUCACAUUGGCAAACCGGAAGGGAAGAUGGGAUCACCUCAGAUGCGUGAAAGUGCCAGAUGUUUGCCCUGUGGAAGCUUUGGGCCCUGCAGCACAGCUGUCAAUGGCAGCAGGCGAGUUUGUAGAGGUCUACAAGACUCAAGAGUCGGCAUGGGAUGGCAUGGCCACAUGCUUCUUCCUUGAUACAGCGAAGAAUGUGUUCCUGUACAUUCGGACAAUAGCUUACAUCAUUCGGAAAGGUGGCAUAUGGACGAACCUGGGUCCUCUCCUCUACCACUAUGCCGACGUGCCGCACGAAAUCUCCAUUGAGCUUAGCUGGGAAGAAGUGCGACCAUACAUUUGCCAGUAUUUCGAUUUCGUUGAGGAGGAGGAGAAAGUGGCAAGAUAUACCGGCAAUGCGGAAGGUUUGAGUAUCAACCGCUAUCGGUGUAUCUUCUUCGUGGCGAGACGCAACGGCAAGCCUGCAGAGGGCCAUUCGAAUCCGGUCUUCUAA
Durusdinium trenchii is the source of this 963-nucleotide messenger RNA. The record is from the annotation of a GenBank genome assembly. Lineage: Eukaryota; Dinophyceae; Suessiales; Symbiodiniaceae.